Cyprinus carpio (common carp) is the source of this 1511-nucleotide messenger RNA. Its product is annotated as vacuolar protein sorting-associated protein 26B-like. Lineage: Eukaryota; Metazoa; Chordata; Actinopteri; Cypriniformes; Cyprinidae. Gene Ontology annotation, biological process: intracellular protein transport; retrograde transport, endosome to Golgi. The record is from RefSeq and is a predicted model, not a curated record. Gene Ontology annotation, cellular component: endosome; retromer complex.
UGGAAUAGGACCAGGUGUUAGAAUACAAAAGGAUUCCAGUCCAGCACAAGGUUUCGGGAUGAGCUUCUUCAGUUUCGGACAAAGUGCUGAAAUUGACAUAGUUCUAAAUGAUGCCGAGACGAGAAAAAAGGCCGAGCACAAAACAGAAGACGGGAAAAAGGACAAAUACUUCUUGUUUUACGAUGGGGAGACAGUCUCUGGGAAAGUCAACGUAACGCUGAAGAACCCAGGCAAGAGGCUCGAGCAUCAAGGGAUCAAAAUAGAGUUUAUCGGGCAAAUCGAAUUGUACUACGACAGAGGAAACCAUCAUGAGUUUGUCUCUCUGGUUAAGGAUUUAGCUCGGCCUGGAGAAAUGGCUCAAUCUCAGACCUUUGAUUUUGAGUUCACACAUGUGGAGAAACCGUACGAGUCCUACACGGGCCAGAAUGUAAAACUACGCUAUUUCCUGCGGGCGACCAUCAGCAGGAGACUGAAUGACAUCUGCAAAGAAAUGGACAUUGUAGUGCACACACUCAGCACAUAUCCAGAACUCAACUCCUCCAUAAAGAUGGAGGUGGGAAUUGAGGACUGUCUGCACAUUGAGUUUGAGUACAACAAGUCCAAGUAUCACCUGAAAGAUGUGAUUGUAGGGAAGAUCUAUUUCCUGUUGGUGCGAAUUAAGAUCAAACACAUGGAGAUUGAUAUUAUUAAACGGGAGACAACCGGGACAGGGCCAAAUGUGUACCACGAAAAUGACACCAUUGCAAAAUAUGAGAUUAUGGAUGGAGCACCUGUGCGAGGUGAAUCCAUCCCUAUCCGUCUUUUUCUGGCUGGGUACGAGAUGACGCCCACCAUGAGGGAUGUUAAUAAGAAAUUCUCUGUUCGUUAUUACCUGAAUCUCGUACUCAUUGAUGAAGAAGAGAGACGUUACUUCAAACAACAGGAGAUUACGCUAUGGAGGAAGGGAGACAUUGUGAGAAAAAGCAUGUCCCAUCAGGCUGCCAUCGCCUCCCAGCGUUUCGAGGGCUCGGCGAGCGCAGAGAAAGCACUCUCUCAAGCUAAAGAGGACGACAACUAAACCCAACCAUGUCUUCUCAUCAUCUCAUGUGUGCAUGUGUCAAAGAGAGUGUGUGUAUGGAUUUAAAGAAGCCGUGCGCUCCCAAAAUAGAUGGCAACAUGAUACAUGAUAUUUCACAUUCCUAAACACAUCAGUUUAUGAUCAACAAGUUCCUAAGUAGCUUUUAAAAAGGGAUUAAUCUAUGAAAAGCAAAAACACUGAUUCCAAAAACCACAAUUUGAUAUUUACGAAUUCUUCUUGGCGGUUCCUCUGAGAUUGUUUACUUUUUGUCCGCCACCCUGGAAUUAAUUGACUGUAUAUUUAUUUGAAACAUUUCAGCAGUUCAUCUAGACAAAACAAACACAUUCCACUCUCUAAAUUCCAUUUACAGCCUUUCUUAAAGGGAUAGUUCACCCAGAAAUGAAAAUUCUGUCAUCAUUUACUCACCCUCAUGUCGUUUCAAACCUGUAUGAGU